Messenger RNA from Monomorium pharaonis (pharaoh ant), 934 nucleotides. It is a transcript of the gene U2af38, whose product is annotated as splicing factor U2af 38 kDa subunit. Gene Ontology annotation, biological process: mRNA splicing, via spliceosome. Gene Ontology annotation, molecular function: metal ion binding; pre-mRNA 3'-splice site binding. The record is from RefSeq and is a predicted model, not a curated record. The transcript has 5 exons. NCBI's taxonomy places the organism in Eukaryota, Metazoa, Arthropoda, Insecta, Hymenoptera, Formicidae. Gene Ontology annotation, cellular component: U2AF complex; spliceosomal complex. Bases 122 to 844 code for a protein of 240 amino acids.
CCAAUACCGGUACCGCCCGCCAUUUUGACGUUAAUCGACGCGUGAUGUUCGGCAGGUUUUGAUGAUUUCAGAUGAAUUAACAACAACCGGGAAUAAUCACGUACUCGAAAGGACGUGAGUCAUGGCAGAGUAUUUAGCGUCUAUCUUCGGUACCGAGAAGGACAAAGUAAAUUGUUCCUUCUACUUCAAAAUUGGAGCCUGUCGUCACGGUGAUCGGUGCUCGCGUAUCCACAAUAAACCUACAUUCAGUCAGACAUGUUUGCUUCAAAAUCUAUAUGUAAACCCACAAAAUUCUGCCAAAAGUGCAGAUGGCUCUCAUUUGGUCGCAAACGUAUCAGAUGAAGAGAUGCAAGAACAUUAUGAUAAUUUCUUCGAGGACGUAUUUGUUGAGUGCGAGGACAAGUACGGCGAGAUAGAGGAGAUGAACGUAUGCGACAAUCUCGGCGAUCAUUUGGUAGGGAAUGUUUACAUCAAGUUUCGUAGAGAGGAAGACGCGGAGAGAGCUGUAAACGAUUUAAACAAUCGCUGGUUCGGUGGUAGACCAGUGUACGCCGAACUCUCGCCAGUGACAGAUUUCAGGGAGGCCUGCUGUCGUCAAUACGAAAUGGGAGAAUGCACACGUUCUGGAUUCUGUAAUUUUAUGCAUCUGAAGCCGAUCUCGCGUGAAUUACGACGCUACUUGUACAGCCGCAAGAAGAGCGGCAGAGGACGAUCUAGAUCGCGUUCGCGCUCGCGUGGCCGAGAUCGCAAGCGCCGAUCGCGAUCACGCGACAGACGGUCAAGAUCCAAAGACCGUCGAAAAAGGGAUGAUAAAGGUAGGGACGGGCGAUCCGGAAGAUAUUGAUUUUAAAGAAUACAAUUGUUUAUACAAAUAUUCAUUCCAAACGACGUGACACCAUUUAACGGACGGAUUUAAUAUAAACAGUCCCUCCUA